Fusarium musae is the source of this 555-nucleotide messenger RNA. RefSeq lists its product as uncharacterized. The transcript has 2 exons. The record is from RefSeq and is a predicted model, not a curated record. Gene Ontology annotation, molecular function: oxidoreductase activity. Bases 1 to 555 code for a protein of 184 amino acids. Lineage: Eukaryota; Fungi; Ascomycota; Sordariomycetes; Hypocreales; Nectriaceae.
AUGAAAUUCUCAAAUUUGUUGCUGUCUCUCCUCCCUCUGACCGCUGCUGCAACGAGCAUCCCACAACCUCGCUCAGUUUCUGCUCUUCAGCCAGCUACAUCCGCCGAAUGUUGCCCCUUCACCUACAAGCCGACAUGUACCAAGAAUCUUGAACGGGUGUAUCACAUCAAACUGUUCUACAACCGGAAGGAAGGGAUCACGCCUGAGCAGUUCAACGCGUACUGGGCCAACAACCAUACCAAGACUGCUGGAAACUUUCACUUGCGGUUCGGUGUAUACAAGUACUCGCAGUACCACUCUACUCCUGAACUUCGAGACCUUCUUCGCGUCCCUGGCGGAGCUCCAGUGCUUGAAUUCGACGGCGCUGCGGAGUUUUGGGUUCCGACUAUGGAGACUUUCCAAGCUAUGGGGUCUGACCCAUUCUAUAGAGAUGUGAUUACAACUGAUGAGAACAAUUUCAUUGAUCAUUCUUCUAUGAGAAUGAUUGUUGGCUUCGAUUAUAUCAUGGUGGAUAAUCAGAACGCUGUGACGGAGCAUGGCCGAACCUUUCAAUAG